GGUCCACAAGUGAUCACUUCAACGGUUCAUCGUCCACUAGAUUGCAAUAACGUGUACCCUUUCAACCGCACAAUUCAUCUACAAACCACAAUUCUCAAUUCUGCCACUUUGUUCAUUCUACCUCAUCAUAUCUUUCACCAUUCUCUUAUUUUCUAACCAUAUUUUUGUUUUCUCAAUUUCCAAGGGACAUUUGGAUUCUUAGUUUUCACUUUUAUACCAUAUUUCUUGAAACCUUGUGUUAAAAAUUGUGUCCUUUUGAACUUCAAUAACAAUUUGGACUUUUUUGUAGUUUCAUUCCCACAUACCCGUUGUUGGAUUUGAACUGGUUUUACUUGCUCCAUGGCUCUUCACAUAAGCAGUGGUUGUUUUACUGUGAUGUGUAAUUCAAGAGUUCACAGAAUAAGAGCUGUUGCUUCAGAGGGUUCUGCUACUCUUAAUACAGUGGUGGAGGAGAAGGUGAAGUUGGGUGGCUCUGAUUUGAAGGUGUCAGGGGUUGGAAUUGGAGCUUGGUCUUGGGGUGAUACCACUUACUGGAACAAUUUUGAAUGGAAUGAUAGGAAUGAGAAGGCUGCUAGAGCUGCUUUCAAUACCAGUAUUGAUGGAGGUCUAACCUUUUUUGACACUGCUGAAGUCUAUGGCUCUGGGCUUGCUUUAGGAGCCAUAAAUUCUGAGGUUCUUCUUGGAAGAUAUAUUAAGGAAAGAAAAGAAAAGGAUCCAGAGGUUGAGAUUGAAGUAGCAACCAAGUUUGCUGCACUGCCGUGGAGAUUUGGCCGUCAAAGUGUUCUCAAUGCCCUUAAAGAUUCCCUUUGUCGACUAGGACUGACUUCAGUGGAUCUUUAUCAGCUACAUUGGCCUGGAGUUUGGGGAAAUGAAGGGUAUAUUGAUGGUCUGGGAGAUGCUGUUGAGAAGGGACUUGUGAAGGCCGUUGGAGUUUCAAACUAUAGUGAGAAGCGACUCCGUGAGGCUUAUGAGAAGCUUAAGAAGAGAGGUAUUCCAUUAGCUACAAACCAAGUAAACUACAGCCUCAUCUACCGGGCCCCUGAAGAAAAUGGUGUAAAGGCUGCCUGUGAUGAACUUGGGAUAACAAUAAUUGCAUAUUCACCAAUUGCUCAAGGUGCUCUCACUGGAAAGUAUACUCCUGAUAAACCACCAAGUGGGCCAAGGGGCAGAAUUUAUACUCCAGAAUUCCUAACAAAGCUCCAACCUUUGCUGAACAAGAUCAGUGAAAUAGGGGAGAAGUAUGAUAAAACUCCAACACAGGUAUCCCUGAACUGGCUGGUAGCACAAGGCAAUGUUGUGCCAAUUCCAGGAGCCAAGACAGCAGAACAAGCUGAGGAAUUCAGAGGUGCACUUGGCUGGAGACUAACUGAUGAAGAGGUACCUGAGCUGCGUAGUGUGGCUUCAGAAAUUAAACCUGUUAUAGGUUUUCCAGUUGAAAAACUCUAGAAUAUAGCAUGCACCUUCUAAAUCAAAUGUAAAGAUGUAUCUGUUUAUGGAUAUAGCUCUUGUUAUUAUUAAUUAUUUAUUUUGCAAAAUACAUAAUAUGGUUCUUUUAUAUGAAUUA
This is a messenger RNA of Glycine soja, 1564 nucleotides long. RefSeq lists its product as uncharacterized. Gene Ontology annotation, cellular component: cytoplasm. The transcript has 10 exons. NCBI's taxonomy places the organism in Eukaryota, Viridiplantae, Streptophyta, Magnoliopsida, Fabales, Fabaceae. The record is from RefSeq and is a predicted model, not a curated record. The coding region runs from base 340 to 1446 and encodes 368 amino acids.